This is a messenger RNA of Caretta caretta (loggerhead turtle), 3458 nucleotides long. RefSeq names its product protein NDNF-like. The record is from RefSeq and is a predicted model, not a curated record. NCBI's taxonomy places the organism in Eukaryota, Metazoa, Chordata, Testudines, Cheloniidae. Gene Ontology annotation, molecular function: heparin binding; protein binding.
UAGGAUUAGGCUGCUCUAACAGUCUGGCUGACACCUUGUGCAAAGAAUGAGGUCUCACUGUCUGAGGGAGAAUACAUGCAUGCACUUUCUUUCUCAGAAGACAUCUGAGAAAUGAAACAACAACUUAGACUUUGAAGAUUUCAAAAUUACACAGGUUACCAAAAAACACAAAAACCCUCCCUUUUUGAAAGACUGCAGGCAUUUUAGUUAAUGUCUAUGUGGGAGCCAUAUGGAAAAAUCAGUUCUGUCCUGUUAAACUGGUUUCACAGUUUUGGUUUUCAUCUAUCCACAGAGCUCUGAAAAGUCUAUGUUUUGUUUUAUUUUGCUUCGCAAAUAAGAGUGGUCUGAGGAGCAUCUGUCUAUAAACACAAUAGUGCUGAAGAUGUUCAGAUUCUGGAUUUACCUGCCUUUCCAUCUUCUCGUGGCCAUGUGUUUGUGUCAUUCUGUAAAGGUGCCCACCAGUUCCCAACACAGCUUCAAGAGUGAUCUCUUCAACUGUAAUCAUUCCCUGAUUCUUGCAGAUGGUAAGGAAACCACAGUCCACCUGUUGAAGGAUAUACCUAAAAGGUACUGUUUCAUUCUGGAAGAAGACAGAGCCCCUGCUCCUUUCACAGUAACAGUGACACCCUGUGAUGUUCCCAUUGAAUGGAGUAUACUGGUACAUAAGGCAUCAACAAAUUUCCUUGGAAAAGCAGCACGUGGUGAUUAUGACACUCUUGAAGCCACAAAAUCUCAGAAGAUUCUGAAGUUGGUGUCCAUGAUAUUUAACUAUAAAGGAAAUUCUGUGGAGACUUAUAUGGGUAUGUCUUCCUAUUCUGCUUUCUAUAUGCUGGAGUUCCUAUCAACUGAACGAGACACACACAUUACUGUGUACUUAACAACUGACACAACAUCUGGGCAUCUGUAUCCAGAACUCCCAAUGGAUCCACGCAUAGAUGUUAUUGGUAUUGGCCAUGCAACUGUGACUCUAGCUUGGAAACACAGCCCAUCAGUCUGGCAGCACAAAGAAAACAUCCAGUAUUGUCUUCUAGUCAAUGAAAAACACAACUACAAGAGUUUAUGUGCAGCUGAGACAGCUAUCAGAUCUUCCGGUAUGAAAUCGCCACCAGUGCUAGCUCUUUCUCUCUUUCCAUAUCUUCUAGACCAUCAACAGGUGAUGAUAUUGUCCAAUAGUGAAUUAAGUAUCAUCAACAGGGUUAGUAAUGGGGAAGUGAGGCAGAUAUGCAUGGGCACUAAGAAUACUUAUACAGUGCCCAACCUUAGACCCAGCACUCAAUAUUAUUUUGAUGUUUUUGUAGUCAACCUCCUCACUAAUGCAAGUGCUGCCUACACUGGAACAUUUGCAAGAACUCUGGAGGAACCUGAGCCUAAAGUUAUUGAGCUGAAGGAUGGGAAGGUAAUUCAUUUAAUCCUGGAUGAGAAAAAGCAGAAAUUCUACAGCUUGCAGUAUCAAGCUAAACAGAAGAAGAUCCAGUUCACAUUUCAAUCUUGUAGUGGCCAAGUAUGGGUUCAGAUAGCAAGGAAUGGUAAAGUACUGGCCUCAGAAAACAUUGCAGGCUUCAGACAUUUCUCACUGAAGGGAAAGCUGCUGGACACGUAUUUGGUGCAGCUAAGGUCCAUGGACCAUAUUAAUUCUUCUGUGAAAGUUCAAGUAUCCUCUCACUUUCAUAAGCCUUUCUUCCCACUUCUUCCAGAAAGCUUAAAAAUCAAGUCCUUCAGCAAACUGAGGACCUGCAAUUCAGUCACCAUUGCCUGGCUAGGAACACAAGAGCAGAGCAAGUACUGUGUGUACAAGAAAAGGAUCAAAGAGGAUCAAGUUUGGAUGGAGCUGAGGAGUGCAGACAGGUGCUCAGGGCCCAAAUCCAGACACAAGUCUGAGAAAGUGCUGUGCAAAUAUUUCUAUGAUAUAAAUCUACAACGAGCAGUCACCACACAGACCAUCAAGGGAUUGGAAGCAGGGACUCCCUACCUGUUUGAUGUUUAUCUAACUGGACCUUCUGGGAUCCCAGUCAGGUAUCACAGUAAAGUUGUGAAAACCAGGAAAAAAUGUUGAGGGCUUUUCAAUAAAUGUUUUCUGGUAGAUAAAUAAGGAGAAAAAUGAAAAACAUGCACAAUAAACACCAGUGCUCUGUGCAGUUCAAAAUGUAUUGGGGCAUAACACACAAUUAUUAAAGCUGCAAGAUUUAUGGGGAAAGAAUCUUUUCCACUGUCUAGAAAAUUAGGCUCACUCUGGCAUCUUUUUUCCAAUAUAAGCUUCUCUCUCAAUUGUCUCACAUUGACAGCAAAAACAAGACUAAAACAAAUAGAGAAACUUGGAAACAAUGGAUUCACCCUGUGACAUGCAAGAAAUCGGUCUGGAGUGGAAUGAACUAAAAUGGACCUGAAAUCAAAUUCACAUUGUGAAAUACCUUUCAAGGAGUAUUGAACUGUUACUUUAAAAUCCAACAUUGUUUUUUCACUUUGCAUACCUCAGUCACUGUCAAUGAGGAACUGAGCGAUACCACCAGGAUGACUACUCUGAGAAGACUGACCUAUCCCUGCCAGCUCAGAGGUUUGCUUGUGGAGGCAAAUGGACAAUGAAUGGGUAUUGUUGCAAAGCGUCUCUCACGCACAAAGGGGCAAGGGUGAGAACAGUGGUGGAUCGAGUGUUCAGCUGCUGCUGCUGCUUCACAUUCCGGUCAACUGUGACUACAGCAGCUCCUCAAACAACCAUGUCACAAUUACCGGCAUAUUUGCUUUGCAUUCAUUCCUGUGGAGAAGUUAUUCUUGUGUAGAGAGGGACCUGACUCACAACGUUUGGACCGGGAAUUGCACCUGAAUUUCCCCAAAGUUGAGGAUGUUUGAAUACAGUUUGCUGGUUCUGCCCAUAUAGAAAAAGACCUGAGUAGGAAAGCUCAAGGAGAAGGAAGAUCGUUCUGAUCCAAACUGUUCUAGUUCAGGUCCGUUGCUACUCCUGUUUGGUUUUAUGUAUUCUAUGCAUACACAUACACUGAACAGACAAGGGUGCAUCAUCUUUGGAGCUUCAGAAAUAAAAUAUUUCUUGCGGCAAGACAGGGAGGGCUGAGAACAUUAUCACUCAUCCUUCCUCCUCCCCAGAGAGAGAGAUUCGCACAUGCUGACCCCCCCACACCCACACAUCUCACUGCAUGUAUUAUUUUACUCUUACAAUGGGAUACACGAAUCCCCACCCCAUAAUUUCUGGCCCUGGCAAACACCAGCACUGUGCAGAACUGCAUGAAGAUCAGUUCCCCACAAGUUCAUGUUCUGAUUGCCCUUACCACUGUGCCCACGCACCCACAAUCCUAUGCAGGCAACUCAAUGUGAUAGGCUAAUUCUUUCCUUCCUUCUGUCCAGCCCCAGCACAGCCAAUUUCAAAGAAUGUGUUGCUUUUUUUAAAAUGAGAUUUUCCUGUUGAGUAGCAUGAAGUAGUAUGUCUGUAGUAAAGCCUGACAAGCACA